Molecule: messenger RNA, 1335 nt
Organism: Scylla paramamosain (green mud crab)
Lineage: Eukaryota; Metazoa; Arthropoda; Malacostraca; Decapoda; Portunidae
Exons: 4
Coding region: 33-473 (146 amino acids)
Source: RefSeq, a predicted model, not a curated record
CUAAAACUACCGCCUCUCACAGGUAUAAAAACAUGCAGCGGAGGCUGGUCGUAUCAUUUUGCCUUGUCCAGAUGAAGAGCUUCCUCAUCCUGUCCUGCCUCAUCGUUGCUGUCCACACAGCAGGGCUGUGUGACUGUGGCGCCUUCGUGUCACUGCCGGACAGCGAGCUGGAGGUGAUGGCCUUUCCGAGCCGUGAGAUGGAAGACUGCAGGGAUGUAUUGUGGUGCCUCGAUUUCUGCAAAUUCGAGUGGGAAGUGUUGACCCUUGACGGAGACUUGUGCAUCCAUACGGCUAAUGGUACGGUGGGCCAGGUUAUGUGCGACAACCUCUCGGAUAAGAAUAUGAAUCACCUCGAGCCUCGCUUCGUACACCUUUUCGCUCGCAUGUGUAAUGGCCCAUGGGGCUUUGACAGCCAGACCAGCAAGCAGAAGCUGGAAUGCAGAGGCGGCAAGGUAAUACUGGACUGUCAGUGACUUGAAGCACGCGACUUUAUACGUAGUACAUGAACUGUCUAACUAUACCUGGAAUAAUGCAUCCCCAUUUUGCUAAACACCUCAUUCUCCCUCUCAAUAACAAAAAAAAAUAAAAAUAAAAAAUAAAAAAUAAAAAAAUAAAAUAAAUAAAUAAAUAAAUAAAAGAAUAUUCAUGAUAAAUAAAUAAAUAAAUAAAUAAAAACUAUAGCCCAUAAAAAAGAAUUAUUAUUUGUAGAUUGUUAGUGGUAGGGUGAUGAUAGUACUGGAGAUCAGGGCAACGCGACAACGCGCUUAUUGCCUCCAGCUAAUUAAGAUUGGUCAAUAUGAAAUCAAUAAAAAAAUUAAAACACUUUGAAAAAAAUUGAAACAGUUUAAAAAAGUAAAUACGAAGUGAAAACAUUAAAAAAAAGACUAAAACAGGUAAAUCAUAGAUGUUUGAGAUCUGCCUCCUCCAAAAGCAGUAUAACCCCACCGCCUGCCCCACUGACUCGGUCGAGCAUCGAUUACAUAGAGUAAUUACAGUCUCCCUUCUUGUGUUCCCCAAGAUGACGGACGUGGAGAUCAGAUAGGCUAGGUCACUCCACCUUGAUUUGAAAAAUUGUUUGGGGAACCAAACAAUCAUCACAAAAGAGAGGGUGUGCUGCCAUCUCUCACCAAUUGGUCACAACUAGUAGGAAUGAUAGAAUCAAGAGCGGUUAAGCCGUAAACAUUAGGAAACUGGAGCCACUCUCUAGGGCAGUAGUUCUUAGCCUUUUUUUGGGCUGCGAUCCAAAACCCUGUCCAGAUUGAGCAUGGCGACCCAUAUACCUUUAUAAACACCCUUUUAUUAAAAAAUAAAUUAGAUUUAAAAGGCAAGAGUAAA